Messenger RNA from Colletotrichum navitas, 1029 nucleotides. RefSeq lists its product as uncharacterized. The coding region runs from base 368 to 889 and encodes 173 amino acids. The record is from RefSeq and is a predicted model, not a curated record. NCBI's taxonomy places the organism in Eukaryota, Fungi, Ascomycota, Sordariomycetes, Glomerellales, Glomerellaceae. The transcript has a single exon.
AAGAGAGAUGGUGUAGUCCCGGGAGGGAGUGUGAUGUGAGUGUUCUAUGGAUGAGAACUCACGAGGUAGUCAUGAGAAAGAAGACCGGCUGCCUGCCUGCCUCCAGCAUACCAACAGGCGGAUCCAAUAGUUUGGAGUCUGCUCGUCCGCGUCCACCGCACCUUGUUGUUGUUAUACCCAAUCCACCCAGGGGCCCAGAAGGGAAGGGGGGGUAGGGGGUGGUAGGUGGUAGGUGGUAUGUGGUAGGGGGGAUACAGGAUGGAUGGCCGGAAGUUUCCAGGAAACUCACCCGCUUGCCCGUGGGCGGGAACAAGUGACGAUCAGCAUCCUUCGAGCCCGUUCAUACCACCUUCAUUCCAGCAAGUAGAUGAGCGUCGUCCGUCGAGCCUGGGGUGGGACGAUGCGUUCUGACAUCAGCUCUCCGUCGUCUCCCAAGUCUUUCAGAGAAAUCUCCGUCCGUCUAGCUCGCCCAUGUCCCUCUUCCCCCCCCGUGUAUGAUGAGGGCAAUGGGUUCUCGGUUCGCGUGAGCGGGAAGGACACAUACCUCGAGAUCACCCGUACAUUGUACAUCGUACACUCCAUUCACCGGCAUCCACUCGACGUGCAGCCGUCCCGACGGGCGACGCUGUCUGUCUUCCACCUCUCAGUGGCCAGUUCUCCCCCCUUUCCCCCCCAUUUCCUUCCCCUUGGCUACCGGUGUGAUAUGACAAGAUUCCCACCAGCCGGAGGAGGCUCUAGAGCAUCCAACUCCGCAGGAUUGCCCUCUUCGACCUCCAGGUUCGCGCCACCUGACACGACGAAGAUCCCUGGCAUCAUCAUGCUCGCAGAUGGGGGAAAGGGAAAGGGAAAGGGAAAUGGGGGGGGAGGAGGGUUGCUGAAGCAUACGUAAGGGAAGGUAACCGCAUAUGCCGUACCAAAGAUCACUGGAUGAUCACCGACGCAUAUCCAUCUAUGGGUGGGUGUGUCGGAAAAGUCCAGCACGUCAGCGACCACCACCUCCAUGUUCGUUACCCCCUCUCCUCUUUCCUG